Saprolegnia parasitica CBS 223.65 is the source of this 564-nucleotide messenger RNA. RefSeq lists its product as hypothetical. The record is from RefSeq and is a predicted model, not a curated record. NCBI's taxonomy places the organism in Eukaryota, Oomycota, Saprolegniomycetes, Saprolegniales, Saprolegniaceae. The transcript has a single exon. The annotation marks the transcript as partial.
AUCCAGCGACACUCGAGCAAGUUCCAUCUCGGCGUCUUUGAGCUGCACACGACCGUGUGCCGGGUCGCGCCCAUCACGCUUACGUCGGUCGCCGAGGCCUCGUGGCAGGUCAUGCGCGGCGCGGUCUCGGUCAAGCACCUCGACCAAGAGGCGAAGCGCCUCGAAGACGUCGACGCCAACACGUCGUACGUCACGGGCUGGCGCAACCACCCGAUGGGCAAGUACCAGCGGCGCGUGCUCUGCAAGCGCUACUACAACAACAGCGGUGCAGACGCGACGCGCUGCGUCAUGGUCUGCCGGAGCCUCGAGCAGGACGAGCUGUACCCGUACGACGCCGCGAGCGAAGCGACAAAUGAAGUCUCGUGGCUCGUGCUCGAGGCAGAGCCGUGCGGCGGCACGCGCGUCAAGUACUUUCAGCGCAUCCGGCCGUCGACGUGGAAGGUCGAGGGUCCCCCGAGUGACUACUGGGUUGACACUCUCUCCAAGCACUCUAAGAUGAUUGGCAAUGCGAUCCACGAUUUUAUCGACCAGUAUGGCCGAGCCCAGCUGCAAGCCGCCGUGUAG